Molecule: messenger RNA, 4103 nt
Organism: Lineus longissimus
Lineage: Eukaryota; Metazoa; Nemertea; Pilidiophora; Heteronemertea; Lineidae
Product: metal-response element-binding transcription factor 2-like
Exons: 15
Coding region: 130-2202 (690 amino acids)
Biological process (GO): chromatin organization; regulation of DNA-templated transcription
Cellular component (GO): nucleus
Molecular function (GO): chromatin binding; DNA binding
Source: RefSeq, a predicted model, not a curated record
CAAGAUGGCGGGAGUUCAAUUUUCUACAGUGAUUUCCGCUUCCAAAUAACGCCUAUUAGGCCCCAAAUACGUUCAUAAUCGUCUCAUUAUAUCAGUGUUCAGUUUGAUAUAAAUGUGGACUGCCUAACAAUGACGGAAGUAGCGUCAAAUGCAGCUUUGGGGAAGGCUCCCAAGACUCGAUUUGGAGAAAGGUUCAUUAUGGGCCAGGAGGUCCUGGCAAGGUGGUCUGAUGGACUCUUUUAUCUUGGAAACAUUCUGACGGUUGAUGAUGCAAAGGAACGUUGUUGUAUCCGAUUUGAGGAUGAUUCUGAAUACUGGUCAUUGUUUAAGGACAUUCAGAGAGGUAUUGUGCAGAUCGACCCAACCUCUGAUAUCUACUGCCGCAUGUGUCAUACGGGAAAGUCAGACAGCCCUAAUGAAAUCGUUCUCUGUGAUGGCUGUGGUAUAGGUUAUCACCAGCAAUGUCACAAACCAGUCAUCCAGUCAAGUAUCUUAAAGCCAGAUGUUAGCUGGGUCUGUAGGAAUUGUGUGUUUGCAACCACUGCCAAGCGAGGUGGUGCUGAUAAAGAGGGACCGAAUUCGGAAGCACUGCUCGAAAUGAAAAAGUCACUGCCAUAUAAUGCCAAAGAGUUAAAAUGGGAUAAUCAACACAAAACAAACAAUCAGCAGAUAUACUGUUAUUGCGGUGGCCCUGGAGACUGGUACCUGAAGAUGUUGCAAUGUUGCCGAUGUAACCAGUGGUUCCACGAGGCAUGUAUCCAGUGUCUCGACAUGCCCAUCAUCUACGGCGACAGGUUCUACAUAUUUGUCUGCUCCUGUUGUAACGCUGGACCGGAGUACAUCAAGAGGCUGGAUUUGAAGAUGGUAGACAUUCUGCAUCUGGCCCUAUUCGACUUGACAAUCCGCUACAACAAGAAAUAUUAUGAUUUUGAUGAAACAAUCUUACCGUGGAUUACAAACCAUGUUGAGUACUUCAAAUCAUCCAAGAUUGUAAACAUGGCGAUAUGUGAGAGAAAAGAGGAGAUGACGAGAGAGUUGAUAAACCAUCGCACCAAAUUUGAUAGCUCUCAGACCAUGUUGGUUAAGAAGCGCCGUGUGAAACAUAAGCAUAAGCUAAGAUUCCAGAGUGGUAGAGAGAUCAAGAAGAAGGCAACGUUAUUCGGUCUCCGUGUACGAGCUCCUCCGCAGCCUCCAGUCAUCCAGCUGCCGGCCAACGGACAGAUCACAGACGAUGUCAUGAAUAAUCUUAAGAUGAAGGGGAAGAAAGUGAAAACAUUUGUUCCAGUGACGAGUACGUCACCUGUUCCCCUGAAGUGGCAGGGCACUCAUCUCAAGCGUAGAGCCUCUACAGAUGCAUCUAGUCUGUACAUGUACAACCCAGCCAAGAAAAGAUUGGUGUCAGAAUGCUCCGAGUCUUCAGAAGCCGCCUCCAAUAGCGACAGUGCCAUCAGCUUCAACCAAAACUACCUCGGAUACACCGGACACAGCUCGGCGUACUUGUCAAUGGACGACAGUGACAUGGACGUUCACAUGCGUGACGAGGACACCUUACCAUUAUGCCCACCUCCAUUGCGCACCAAUCAGGGGACUAAUCUCUUAGAUACGCUCAUACCCGUACCGAAAAGUUUUGAGGGGAUGGACCAUCCCUUUAAAACGAUAUUAGAGAAAAAUCAGGACUUGGAGAACUUUCACGCCAAGGUUCGCCUAUUGGGCAUGUGUAGGGUUGAAUACGAUUUCGACGACUGUUCAAGUUUGGCGGGGAGCGAUUAUGGGUCUACGAUAUCCAUGGCGAUGAGCGGAGAUAGUUUAGGCAAAGAUAGCCAGGUGGCGUCGGUAGGGGAUACAAAUGUUUUGGAGCAUGUCCCAAAAAAACGUGGUCGCAAAUCGAAGCGUGAAAAGCAGCUAUUAAGUGGCAUGGCAAACGGAAGUGAUAUUGUCGCGAGUACGAGCGCCGGUCGGAGGAAAAGACGUCGUAAACAAUCUUCUGUGCCAGACCUCGGUCUUGUGGACAGCAGCAGUUUCGCUGAUAGUGGCUCGGUAGUGUCAGUUAGCAGUGCAGACUCUAUGAUUCAAUUGGCAAUGAACUGUUCAUGUGGUGUCAAUCCCUCGCCGACUAUUGAGAGUUUUCAAGUGAGGGCGCGGCGGGCGUUGCCCGAUGGUAAGGUCCAGUAUCUGCUCGAGUGGGAGAAAGGUGCUCCGUAAUGUGCCGUGGUCUGUAUACUGCUGAUUGUAAGAUUUGGACAGCUUGGAUGCAAAAUGCUGUAACUUUAUAUUGAUAUUUCCCACGUUGAAGAGAGAAAAACAGAAAGUCGGAAGUUCUGUUUUUUCCGUUUUUUCCAAUAACCUCCUUUGCUCAUCAGUGCUUUAUGAUUAGCUCUGUAACCUUCAUGGUCCUAUUCAGCAUUUUGCAUCAGAGUCCCUGGCUUGUAUGACGUCUGAGUUUAUCUUUUAAAAGAGCGUUUUUAAAGAUGUAAAAAAUGUGUAUGACGAGUAAAAUAUUUGCCAAUUCCUGAAAAUAGCACUACGUAGUCCUGGUUUGUGGGCUUUGCCUGGUCAAUGGCAUUUUCUGAUGGUUUUAGUAUACUCAAGAGUCUUCAGCUUUUGGUCCGAAUGUAGUUGGUUCAGUUCUUCUAUUUUGACGGACUGGUGCUUUUCAAAUUAUUUGCAUUUAUUAUUAACUAUUGAAAUUAUCAGUUAUAACGUUAAACUUAUCAGUUGUAUUGUUAAAAUUAUCAGUUAUAACGUUAUAAAUGUACAUACUGAUUUUAAUCUGCCAAGGCCAUAGGCAAUAUAUUUUGCCUCUGGACUCUUAAAAACAUCCGAUGUUGGGGAAAGAGUGGCUUAUUUUAAUGUGUACGGGUGUAUUGGAAUCCAGUAAAAUUGUCCUAUUUGUAAUGAAGGGAGACUAUAGGCAGGAGCCAGGUGGGCCAGAUUAAGUUAUGAGAAGUCACCAAUAGGUGUCUCCACUAUUUCACAGUACACUGAUACUAUUCAGGCUCGUACAAGGAAUAUUUUAACACCUUGUGAAGCUAGACCAAGUUUUCCAACUGUGGACAUUGGUCAGCUGGACACCACCAUAGUCCCUCUAGCUUCUACCUACAGUCUCCUUUCAAAAUUCAAGCAUGCUGUAAUAUUACAAUUCUGGGCGAUGAUGCCUAAAUGAUGAUGAUGAUGAUGAUGAUGAUGAAUAUUAUGUUUUGUGGCAUGAUGUUGUCACUUUGGAGAAAAAAAUGUAAAAUAAGGUGAGAUUAUGAGAAAAGGUAAUGUAAAUCUAGUGACCUAUAGAUGUAAUUAUGUCAUCACAUAAAUGGCCAGCAUUGAUCAAUCUGCGAUAAUGAAACUGAAGGUCCUCUACUGGUAUAUUGUCCUUGUUGUAUGACUCUGCAUGUACCUGUCAGAAUAUUACAUGUAUAUGUAUACUAUGAUACUAAAAUCAUUGAUGAAUGGGACCAUCUCUUUAAUUGUUGUUUACUGUAAAAUAACCAAGCCAGAGAUGGGACAUGUACGUGUAGGAAUCUUUUAAUAUUUUGCAGUUUUAUGUGAAAAAAAGUCAAUUUGAAGCCAUUGAUGAAUUUGUGUUGAAAAUGUUGGGGCGGGUCAGCAGGGUUGGUUAGGUUACGGUAUAAAUGUAUAUAACCAGGCCUUUCCAUUACUUAAGUUGACAGUGUUAUACAACAUAACGGACGCGACCUCCCGAGAUAGUUCUCGACCUUUUCGCUGCCAAUUUGAUUGAACUUGUAUUCAUAAGUAUGGCACAUGAGCCAAAAAUGUACGUGAAAAUGACUCUUCUAGUAAUCAUUGUUGCCUGGGAUAUGCUUCUCCCACUACAAAUGUAUCUAUUGUAAAAAAAGGAUAAAGUUGAUAUCCAUUUGAAAUUUAUUCUACAUUUAUGAAUUGAAUAAAAUUUAUUUUCAAAGAUACUGUAAAUUUCUGUUUUGUCAACUUUGUCUCUGGAAGAAUUGAAACGAAAAGUGAACUUGGAAAUGGAGAAAGUCUUUUAUUCUGUAGAUGCUCCAGUGACACAGAUGAAGGAAUCAUGCUUUCUUAUCAGCAUCAAGGACUUCUGUUUAAAGGAGGAGGCAAAAAUAAGGCGUCAACAAAUG